Molecule: messenger RNA, 1681 nt
Organism: Pistacia vera
Lineage: Eukaryota; Viridiplantae; Streptophyta; Magnoliopsida; Sapindales; Anacardiaceae
Product: pentatricopeptide repeat-containing protein At5g66520-like
Exons: 1
Coding region: 1-1593 (530 amino acids)
Biological process (GO): RNA modification
Molecular function (GO): protein binding; RNA binding
Source: RefSeq, a predicted model, not a curated record
AUGCUUUUGGCAAACACUCAAUUUACCUGCAUUCCCAACUCAACAAAAUCAAUAGAAAACUUCAACACAACCUCUAAAUCUCGUCACCUUCUCCCAUUGUUCAAGGGUUGCACGCAUUUAGUCCAAUUCAAGCAAGUCCAUGCCCAAAUCAUCAAAACUUCAUUUAAUAAUAAGACUAUCACCGAAACCCAACUAGCGAAGCUCAUAGAAUCUCUAGUGAACUCAUCCCAAAUUGACUACGCGCGUUUAGUUUUGAAUCAAAUAGUUAACCCAUCGACUUUUGCUUUUAACACCAUAAUUAGAGGCUACGCAGAAGCUGGUUUAGGCCAUGAAGCUAUUCGACUUUAUAUCCAAAUGAGAUGCAAAGGGCUAGAGCCCGAUAAUUUCACUCACCCAAUUCUUUUAAAGGCUUGUGGUAGCCUUAAACAAGGCAAAGCUGUCCACUCACUUGUUGCCAAGAAUCAAGAUUUUAAAUCGGAAAUACACUCGUUGACUCGUUUGAUCACGUUUUAUUGCGGUUUUGGCGAUAUUGAUUCCGCCCGGUUACUGUUUGAUAAAAUGGCAGAUAGAAAUGUGGUCACGUGGACUGCAAUGAUUAAUGGUUAUGUUAAGCAAAAUAGGUACAAAGAAGGAAUUGACUUGUUUUAUCAAAUGAGAAAUUGUGGGGUUGAGAUAAAUGAGCUGACUUUGGUAUCUGUAUUAUCAGCUUGUGCUAGCCUUGGUGCUUUGGAGAUGGGGAAAUGGGUGCAUAGAUUUAUUUAUAAGAAUAGAAUUUUUUUGAACCAUAAGCUUGGUGCUGCUGUUAUUGACAUGUAUGCAAAAUGUGGGUACAUUGACGAAGCUUCAAAUGUUUUCAAGAUUGUUCCUGAGAAGAGUGUUUGUACGUGGAAUUCUAUAAUCGGAGGGCUAGCAAUGCAUGGUUCUGGAGAGGAAGCGCUGGAGAGGUUCUAUGAAAUGCAAAUGAGUGGGAUAAAACCGGAUGAUAUUACAUUGAUUGCCGUUUUGUCUGCUUGUACUCAUUCAGGCCUGGUAGAGAAAGGGAAGGAGAUUUUCUGUAAGAUGAGAAGUGGUUAUGAGAUUGAACCAAACAUUAAGCAUUAUGGUUGCUUUAUAGAUCUUCUGUGUAGGGCAGGGCUCUUGGAUGAAGCUUAUAAGGUUGUGAGAAACAUGCCAAUGGAACCGAAUGCGGUUUUGUGGGGAACAUUGUUGACUGCAUGUGCUGCUAAUUCUAAUGUUGUCGAGUUGAGUGAGACUGCAAUGGAACAUCUAAUCAAGUUAGAACCAUUCAAUGAUGGAAAUUAUGUUCUCAUGUCAAAUAUAUAUGCAGCAAAUGAACGAUGGGACGAUGUGGCUAAGAUGAGGAGACUUAUGAAAGAGAGACGGAUUGAAAAGAACCCUGGCUGUAGUUUAAUUGAGAUAAAUAAUGUUGUGCAUGAGUUCAUGGUUGGGGAUGGCAGGCACCCGCGUUCUGAAGAUAUUUAUUCCAUGUUGGAAGAUGUUGCCAUAAGCUUAAGAGAGGAAGGUUAUACUACGCAGAUGCAUCCAAUUAUCAACGACGAAAACAAGUUCCAAACCUUUUGGUCUAUUUGGUAGACUAUAACUCACCCACCCUAUGUCUUGCGACUUGCAUUGUGAUUUGUCAGAUUGAUUCUGGGUGUCACGGACUUAAACUGACACUGAG